UUAGGCUCCAUCUUAGAAAAGGCUGGAAGUCACCCGUGGUCACCGCCCCCGACACCAGCAUCUGCUGACUGACAGACCUAGACAUGAGCUCCAUCUACCCAGAAAGUGAUCCGAUGGCCACCAAAGAGAAGUUGCAGUGUCUGAAGGACUUCCACAAGGAUAUCUUGAAGCCGUCUCCCGGGAAAAGCCCCGGCACCCGGCCCGAGGACGAGGCCGAGGGCAAGCCCCCGCAGCGGGAGAAGUGGGCCAGCAAGAUCGACUUUGUGCUGUCCGUGGCUGGUGGCUUCGUGGGCUUGGGCAACGUGUGGCGGUUCCCGUACCUCUGCUAUAAAAAUGGUGGAGGUGCCUUCCUCAUCCCGUACUUCAUCUUCCUGUUCGGGAGCGGCCUGCCCGUGUUCUUCCUGGAGGUCAUCAUCGGCCAGUACACCUCGGAGGGGGGCAUCACCUGCUGGGAGAAGAUCUGCCCCCUGUUUUCUGGUAUCGGCUACGCGUCCAUCGUCAUCGUGUCCCUGCUCAACGUCUACUACAUCGUCAUCCUGGCCUGGGCCACCUACUACCUGUUCCACUCCUUCCAGAAGGACCUGCCCUGGGCCCACUGCAACCACAGCUGGAACACGGCCCACUGCCUGGAGGACACGCUGCGCAGGAACCAGAGCCCGUGGCUCACCUUCAGCGCCCACAACUACACGUCCCCCGUCAUCGAGUUCUGGGAGCGCAACGUGCUGAGCCUGUCCUCGGGGAUCGACGAGCCGGGCGCCCUCAAGUGGGACCUGGCGCUCUGCCUCCUGUUGGUGUGGCUGGUGUGCUUCUUCUGCAUCUGGAAGGGCGUCCGGUCCACGGGCAAGGUUGUCUACUUCACGGCCACCUUCCCCUUCGCCAUGCUAUUGGUGCUGCUGGUCCGCGGGCUGACCCUGCCCGGCGCUGGGGAGGGCAUCAAGUUCUACCUGUACCCUGACAUCACCCGCCUGGAGGAUCCGCAGGUGUGGAUCGACGCUGGGACCCAAAUCUUCUUCUCCUAUGCCAUCUGCCUGGGGGCCAUGACCUCCCUGGGGAGCUACAACAAGUACAAGUACAACUCGUACAGGGACUGUAUGCUGCUGGGAUGCCUGAACAGUGGUACCAGUUUUGUGUCUGGCUUCGCAAUUUUUUCCAUCCUGGGCUUCAUGGCACAAGAGCAAGGGGUGGACAUUGCUGAUGUGGCUGAGUCAGGUCCUGGCUUGGCCUUCAUUGCGUACCCCAAAGCUGUGACCAUGAUGCCGCUCCCCACCUUUUGGUCGAUUCUUUUCUUUAUUAUGCUUCUCUUGCUUGGACUGGAUAGUCAGUUUGUGGAAGUCGAGGGACAGAUCACGUCCUUGGUGGACCUCUACCCGUCCUUCCUAAGGAAGGGUUAUCGCCGGGAGAUCUUCAUCGCCAUCGUGUGUGGCAUCAGCUACCUGCUGGGGCUGACGAUGGUGACGGAGGGUGGCAUGUAUGUGUUUCAACUCUUUGACUACUAUGCAGCUAGUGGUGUAUGCCUUCUGUGGGUUGCAUUCUUUGAAUGUGUUGUUAUUGCCUGGAUAUUUGGUGGUGACAACUUUUACGAUGGUAUCGAGGACAUGAUCGGCUAUCGGCCUGGGCCCUGGAUGAAGUACAGCUGGACUGUCAUUACCCCGGUUCUCUGUGUUGGAUGUUUCGUCUUUUCUCUCGCCAAGUACGUGCCCCUGACCUACAACAAAGUCUACGUGUACCCAAACUGGGCCAUCGGGUUUGGCUGGGGCCUGGCCCUGUCGUCCAUGAUGUGCAUCCCUUUGGUCAUCCUGAUUCGCCUCUGCCAGACGGAGGGGCCGUUCCUCGUGAGAGUCAAGUACCUCCUGACCCCGAGGGAGCCCAACCGCUGGGCCGUGGAGUGUGAAGGGGCCACUCCCUACAGCUCCCGCAUCACGCUCAACGGGACCCUCAUGAAACCGACUCACAUCAUCGUGGAGACCAUGAUGUGAGACCCCCGCGGGGGGCCACGGGGCGGCCGCUUUCCACCUGUUUACUAACAUUAGAUUCUCCUAGGACCAGGUUUACAGAGCUUUAUAUUUUGCACUAGGGAUCUCUUCCUCGUCCUCGUUGGUGUUUUUUUUUGUCAAACGUGAACUCCGUGCGUGCGCGCGUGUGCGUGAGCGUGUGUGUGUGUGUGUAUCGUGGGUGUGCGUAUUUUGUUCUGAUUUGGGGAUAUUUUGUACAAAAAAAAAAAAAAAAAAUAGAAGAAACACCCCCCCCCCUGGGCAGAUGUCCCCAGGGAAAUGCGAACUUUCCUACUGAAUUAGGUCUCUUUUAGGGGAACGGGGUGAAAAGUUUUCUUUGUAGAUAUCUUUGUUUAUUUCUCUUUCUGGAACAUGUGACUCUUGACCAUGGGACACUUUGACCAUGUGAAUGACUCUUCUCGCCAGCAAUAGAGAUCGUUUUUUUUUUGGUUUUCUUUUCCAAAAGCAAUUUUUCGGUGCUUGGUCGAACCAGGAGAAAAUUCUGACCCCCAAGGAAAACUAAAAUGUUGAGGACGAUUUUUUUAGCCCUGAGCGGCAUCUUGAGGGUGUAGUAUCUUUCCGAACCUGGUUCAGGGGUUCGACAUCCCGAGCAGAGUGACUGGCCAGACCCCCAAGGAGCAGAAGAAACAGGGCCCGGAGGAGACCCUUCGUUACAUUUCUCUCAGCCAACAGUAAACCUGCCAAAAUCUAUGAACCAGGCCCUCAAAUUAAAUAGACGGACCGAGAGAGCUCAGAAAAGUUAAAUAGCAAUAGAAACUCUAGCUCCGGGUUUU
Molecule: messenger RNA, 2785 nt
Organism: Urocitellus parryii (Arctic ground squirrel)
Lineage: Eukaryota; Metazoa; Chordata; Mammalia; Rodentia; Sciuridae
Gene: Slc6a6
Product: solute carrier family 6 member 6
Biological process (GO): taurine transmembrane transport; neurotransmitter transport; amino acid transport
Cellular component (GO): cell projection; plasma membrane
Molecular function (GO): taurine:sodium symporter activity; gamma-aminobutyric acid:sodium:chloride symporter activity
Source: RefSeq, a predicted model, not a curated record